This is a messenger RNA of Xiphias gladius (swordfish), 1380 nucleotides long. RefSeq names its product D(5)-like dopamine receptor. Gene Ontology annotation, molecular function: G protein-coupled receptor activity. Lineage: Eukaryota; Metazoa; Chordata; Actinopteri; Istiophoriformes; Xiphiidae. Bases 1 to 1380 code for a protein of 459 amino acids. Gene Ontology annotation, biological process: adenylate cyclase-activating adrenergic receptor signaling pathway. Gene Ontology annotation, cellular component: membrane. The record is from RefSeq and is a predicted model, not a curated record. The transcript has a single exon.
AUGGAGAGUGUUUACAACGAGAGCCAAAACCACCAGCAGCACCAUCGGGGCCGGUACCAGGUGGUCACGGCGGGAGCGGACAGCCCCGGGCCCGGUGGAGGUCUCAGCCUUCGCGCGCUGACCGGCUGCGUCCUGUGCGUCCUGAUCGUGUCCACCCUGCUGGGCAACACUCUGGUGUGCGCCGCGGUCAUCAAAUUCCGCCACCUGCGCUCCAAAGUCACCAACUCCUUCGUCAUCUCUCUGGCGGUGUCCGACCUGUUCGUGGCCGUGCUGGUGAUGCCCUGGAGGGCGGUGUCCGAGGUCGCCGGCGUCUGGCUCUUCGGCCGCUUCUGCGACACCUGGGUCGCCUUCGACAUCAUGUGUUCCACGGCGUCCAUCCUCAACCUGUGCGUCAUCAGCAUGGACCGCUACUGGGCCAUCUCCAGCCCGUUCAGGUACGAGCGCAAGAUGACGCGCAGGUUCGCCUUCCUGAUGAUCGGGGUCGCCUGGACUCUGUCCAUCCUCAUCUCCUUCAUCCCGGUGCAGCUCAACUGGCACCGCGCGGACGCGGACGACUCGACGGCGCACAACCCGGACAACUGCAACGCCAGCCUGAACCGGACCUACGCCAUCUCCUCGUCCCUCAUAAGCUUCUACAUCCCCGUGGUGAUCAUGGUGGGGACGUACACGCGCAUCUUCCGCAUCGCGCAAACCCAGAUCCGGCGGAUCUCCUCUUUGGAGAGGGCGGCGGGCCCCCGCGCGUCCACGCACGACGAGAGCUCGCUGAAGACGUCUUUUAAGAGAGAGACGAAAGUUUUGAAGACUCUGUCCAUCAUCAUGGGGGUGUUUGUGUUCUGCUGGCUGCCGUUCUUCGUGCUGAACUGCGUGGUGCCUUUCUGCGCCCUGGACAAGGUCGGAGAGCCGCCGUGCGUCAGCGACACCACCUUCAGCAUCUUCGUGUGGUUCGGCUGGGCCAACUCGUCCCUGAACCCGGUCAUUUACGCCUUCAACGCCGACUUCAGGAAGGCCUUCUCCACCAUCCUGGGCUGUAAUAAAUACUGCUCCGCCUCCACGGUGGAGACGGUGGACUUCAGCAACGAGCUGGUGUCCUAUCACCACGACACCACCAUGCAGAAGGAAGCCUGCGCCGUGCCGGGCCCCGGGGCGCAGAGACUGGCCCCCAGCAUGCCGCCGCCGCCGCCUCACACGGGAGGAGGUCUGGAGCAGAACUUUGACAGAGGGUCUGUGAUUUCAGACGAUUCCCAGAACCGCGGGAACCUACUGCUUCCCGCCAUCCUGCAGUAUGAAUGCGAGGCAGAGAUUUCUUUAGACAUGAUGCCCUUCAACUCGUCCGGACCCUCCGACUGUUAUGUUAUCCCGGGUCAGAUCCAGGACUCGUGA